Messenger RNA from Capsaspora owczarzaki ATCC 30864, 930 nucleotides. RefSeq lists its product as hypothetical. The coding region runs from base 1 to 816 and encodes 271 amino acids. The record is from RefSeq and is a predicted model, not a curated record. The transcript has 4 exons. NCBI's taxonomy places the organism in Eukaryota, Filasterea, Ministeriida, Capsasporidae.
AUGCAGCAAAUUGAAUCCACCUUGGUUUCUGCGUUGAGGUGUGCAGUACUCGUCAAUCCGGUCGUCAAAGAUGAUUCCGGUCAUAACUUGGUCGAGGCGAACUCGCUUGGCACCAUCGUCGAGUCUCGGCUCGUCCUUCCAAUGCUCAUUGGCUAUGCGUUGGUUUCGCGGCUGGAGCGACUCUAUGCGCAGCAAGCCCCAUCUCAACCUCUCCCACGUCACUGGAAAGCGCUGAAGACGUUGCUUGACAAGUCGGUACCAGGGGAGCAGUACUCCUUGUCACUUGAGUCAGCCUGUGCAGCCGCCCUUGCUCUUCGCUUGUACUCGUUUGCACUCGAGUACGGGAGUGAUGUCAUCCGUCUUAAACAGCUGCACCAAGGAGCGCGAUUCGCCGACAACUCUUCGAUCGCUCAUCUCGAGAUCCCGAAGCCUGAUCCCAGCUCCAUCGAGCUGUGCGAUCGUGGUGGCAAGUUGGGUCCAUUCUUGCCGAAUUGCCGUUUACCCGGCACCGUGUAUCACGGCAUGAUCAACAAUGCAGCGGUUGACUUUUACACGUUUCACGAGAAAUUGCCUGAUCAAGACUUUCAAGUUGUGCAAGCUGGCGACGCGAAGCUGUACGAGUCAACGGUCUACAGCAAGACCGAACAGGCAACGCUGGUAGAAAAUUCAUCCAAGGCGCUUAAUUCGGCAGAUCAAGACCAAUCAGAUGCUUCUGAUGCCAAGUCGCCUACGAUGGAGUACAUCAAGGACCAAGAGCAAAAGGCGGCGCAGGCGGCAGCCACGCCGAUGCUUGGCGCUGAUGGCUCCACGCCAUAAGCAGCUGCAAGCGAGUGAACAAGUAGAUGCACUGUGACUGAAUGCAUGUGUGUUUGCUUGUUUGUUUGUUUAGUUGUUCGAUUUUUUUUAAUUGAUUGACUGUUUGUUUGUUUG